Messenger RNA from Aegilops tauschii subsp. strangulata, 366 nucleotides. NCBI's taxonomy places the organism in Eukaryota, Viridiplantae, Streptophyta, Magnoliopsida, Poales, Poaceae. The record is from RefSeq and is a predicted model, not a curated record.
AUGAACCAGCGCCGCCGCCCUCGUCCAAUCAGGGCGCACCACGUCACCACCCCGGGCGCCCCACUUCGCAGCGAGCCCGCCGGCCCGCCGAAGCCCGCCGCGGGCCCUCCCGAGCUCGUCUCCUCCGUGCCAGUUCCCGUGCGGGCCCGCGCCCCGCCAGCCCCGAGCCCCGCCGUCCCGGCCGCCCGUCGCGCCACCGCGGCCCCGCCGCGUCCGAUCCCCGCCGGCGCCUCCCCCCGUCGCGCCGCCGCCUCCUUCCUCCACCUCGCUGCCUCGCCGUCUCCCUCCUCCACGCCGGACGCCGGCGACAGCACCUCUGCUCCGGCCGAAGCUCCGGCGGCCCGAGCUCGAAGCCGCCCGAUCUAG